AUCUGUUGCCGGAGGUUUUGCUGCCGGGCGAAGCCGAGAUCUUGGUGGAGUCGCUCAGGAGUUUCCAGCUGCGGGAUAUCGGAAGCCAUGACGAUAUUGAUAAUUAUACCUGCCUCACAGAAAUGGAGGCAGAGGUUUAUUUCAAGUGAAACAACUGCCGAAGAAGAAAAGCGUGCAUUGGCUGAUGAUGAAAAAGACAGCGGAGAACAAGCAUUGAUGCAGGUGGCUACGGCAACAGCAAAUGAUUGAAAAGUUGAACAUGCAAGCCAUACUGAGUGCUUCUGCUGGCCUUGAGCAGAUCCUUAUUGAGCUUCUGGUGAAUAAUGGCAAGAUCCCAACUCUCAUUGAAGAAUUAAUUACUGUGGCCAUUUGGAAGCAAAAAAUCUUCCCUAUACUAUGCAAACUGGAGGAUUUCAAACCAAAAAGCACAUUUCCUUUGUAUUUAGUGCUGCGACAGGAAGCUUCAAUUAUUAAUUUCUUGGAGACAGUAUUUUUUCACAAGGAAAUCUGUGAAUCAGCAGAGGAUACCAUUCUGGAUUUAAUAGAUUAUACCUAUAGAAAACUGACCCUGCUAGCAGCUCAAAGUGCCAAUGGGAAAAUACCAUUUGAACAAAAGUUUCAACCUGGGGAUCUUGCCAGUCUUUCAUCAAUGCAGGAACUAAAGAAGCAAGCUGAAAUGAUGGAGUUUGAGAUCUCAUUGAGAGCUCUUUCAGUGUUCCGUUUCAUUACUGAUGUGAUAGAGAGUUUGCCAGUAAGUGCUGUGACAAGAAUGUUGAAUACCCACAAUUUUCCAUGCCUUCUGGUGCAGCUGUUAGAGCAUUGUCCAUGGACCAAUCGUGAAGGAGGAAAAUUGAAGAAAUUUGAGAACGGUUCAUGGUAUGAAGUUACCCCUGAAGACCGUAUGAAGAUGACUAAAUUGGAUGGGCAAGUGUGGCUCGCUCUUUAUAACUUACUCCUUAGCCCAGAAUGCCAGCGCAAGUACGAAUUCAAUAACUUUAACAAAGGCCAGCUCCUCAAGCUUCGUGCCUUCCUGACCGAUGUUCUUGUUGACCAAUUUCCCAAUCUUUUGGAGAUGCAGAAAUUCCUGAGCCAUCUGGCUGUAACAGAUCCUGCUCCACCCAAGAAGGACCUCAUACUGGAGCAGGUUCCUGAAAUCUGGGAUCAAGUAGUCAGAAAAAACUCUGAAAAAUGGCAAGCAAUAGCCAAGUACCAAGUAAACAAUAUGUUUAAUCCUUCAGAAGAGGAGCUGAAAAGCCAGGCUUAUGGAUGGGCAAAGACAUAUAACCUGGAUGUAAUGGAAGCCCUAAUUCCAGAUAAAGCCAAGUGUGCAAUGUGUGGCUCUGAGGCCACAAAACGCUGUUCCCGUUGUAGGAACGAAUGGUAUUGCAAAAGAGAGUGUCAAGUGCAGCACUGGCAAAAGCACAAGAAAGCUUGCAACUUGAUUGCUGAUACGAUGAAGAAAAUACAAGAAGAUGUACAGAUGCAAGCAACAUCCAUUAAGUAAUUCUGAUGGUCAGAAAAAAAAGAUCUCAUUUAACAAUAUACAACAUUCAGAAUGACAGAGUAAAAAAGGCCACCAGGUUAAUAAUUAGUAAAAUACAUAGAAAGCUUUUUUAAAAGCAUUUGAUUUAACAAAUGUCAGACAAAUAUCUUAGAAAAAAACAUGAUUCUUGAAUUCUAGGAGAUAAGUCUUCUUAGAGAACUAUUUCUAGGGUCAUUUAGCUCCCUUAUGAAUAUCAUUAUCAUUUAUGUAUCCUAGAUUUUAGAUGAGCAUAUGCUGGAAUGCUCAAGCAUUAGUGUCAAGCUCUGAGUUUCUUAGAAAUUUGGAAGAGUUAAGUUUGGUUAUAAGGUUAUAAAUGGAGGUUGUUUUUUGUUUGUCACUCAAGCUUCUUUAGCUUCUGAGGCCUAUUUUGUAGUUUGCCUAAUGCUACAUACCUUUCCUAUGGUAUAUAUGCUUAACUAGUAUUUCUGCAGCAGUGAAUAACAUCAUAGGUAAUGAAACUGACUUGCAAGACUUCUUCCUUCUUAAAAACAGAAAUAGCUUGCAACCAUUUGAGAACAAAAAUCUGUGUCUUAAUUUUAAAAGGGCCUUUUUGGUUUAAUGAUAUUGCUAAGUUAAAAGACACAGAUCUCCUAAGCAUAACUAUUUCCGCACUGUUGGAGACUUUCAAAAUCUGAUUUUGUUGUAUCAUUUUUUUCAUUAGGACAAGAAUUUUAAGAUACUAGUUCAAUCUUCUGCUUUCAGCUCUGUGAAAUCACAUUGAUACAUAAGUCUGGUCUGAAUAAUUUAGAUAUAAUGAAAAAUGAGAAGGAUCAAGAGGUUGCAUUGUUGACUACACCACAGUUUCUGAAUUAUACAAGUGUUUGGUUAUAUUUUUUUCCAUGUCAGAACAACUGGCUAUGAGGGAAGAGAAGAGGAAAGGAUGUGGUAAAUUAAGAAUUUCAGUUUACUGAGCUGUAUGGUUUCACAGUUGAUGGUAUAUCACAUGACAUUUUCCAGCUAGUGAGAAAGCUGACUCUGUUAUUUAGUACUUAUUUUGUUAAUAAAAGAACACUAAUAAUCUGCUAUAUAUGAGUUUUAGUGCUGCUGAAUAACUAAUAAUCUUAUGCAAAAAAAAAUCACAGGAAAUGGAAUACAAUUCUAAAUGGAAAAUGUUUAAUAUCUAUUCUUAAUAUUUCUAAGAUCUUUAAUAAAUAACAAAUUUUAGUUUAUUUCUGAAAA
Molecule: messenger RNA, 2722 nt
Organism: Pantherophis guttatus
Lineage: Eukaryota; Metazoa; Chordata; Lepidosauria; Squamata; Colubridae
Gene: ZMYND10
Product: zinc finger MYND-type containing 10
Biological process (GO): outer dynein arm assembly; motile cilium assembly; inner dynein arm assembly
Cellular component (GO): centriolar satellite; cytoplasm
Source: RefSeq, a predicted model, not a curated record